GCUCUCCCUCUACAUAAACCCCAUAACCKUCCUCACAWCUGUGUUUCAGCUCUUUGUGCUGCACUGAGAACACUGAUUCCUUAUUCCUUCCACUCUGAAUACAGGGAUCCUCUCCUCUCACAACCCAGGAUCCUAGGAUUGAUACUACAGCAGAURUUUAAAGAUGACACCCACACCAACUGUAACUCUCAACACCGGGGCCAGCAUGCCUAUCGUAGGCUUGGGGACAUGGAGGGWAAGAUAAAGCGAAAUMGUGUUUCUUCUAGUCAUCUUGCAUGGAUGGCGUUGAUCAUUGUUGAACUGAACUCAUGGAAUCAACAAUAGGCAGUUAACUGUUUCUUUCCCUUUGGCAGUUACCGGCAGAUGCGGGCAAGGUAGCAGAGGCAGUGAAAGCGGCCAUCUCUGCAGGCUACAGACACAUAGACGGAGCCUACUGUUACCAGAAUGAGGACGAGGUCGGGGAUGGCAUUCACACCAUGAUUGGCCAGGGGGUGGUGAAGAGAGAGGAGCUUUUCAUCGUCAGUAAGCUGUGGUGUACUCUCCAUCAGAAGUCUAUGGUGAAGGGAGCCUGUCAGAAGACUCUGAGUGACCUCAGACUAGACUACCUGGACCUCUACCUAAUACACACCCCGAUGUGCUUUCAGCCUGGAGAGAAUCUAUUUCCUUUUGGUGAAGACGGACAAGUAAUCGCAGGUGACAGCAACUUCCUGGACACUUGGGAGGCUAUGGAGGAGCUGGUGGAUGCUGGACUGGUCAAGGCUAUCGGUGUCUCCAACUUUAACAAAGACCAGAUUGAAUCCAUCCUGAACAAGCCAGGCCUCAAGUAUAAACCUGCCAACAUCCAGGUUGAAUGRCACCCCUAUCUGAACCAGGAGAAGCUGAUCAACUACUGUCACUCUAAAGGCAUCUCUGUGACAGCCUACAGCCCUCUGGGCUCCCCAGACAGACCAUGGGCGAAACCUGGUGAGCCGUCCCUGCUCGAGGACCCAAAGAUAAAGGCCAUCGCUGUUAAGCACAAUAAGACCACAGCACAGGUCCUUAUCCGCUUUCAAAUKCAGAGGAAUGUGAUUGUCAUUCCCAAGUCGGCUACGCCCUCCCGGAUCAAGGAAAAUUUCCAGGUGUCCGACUUCAAGUUAAGUCCCGCAGACAUGAAAGUCAUCCUUGGUUUCAACAGGAACUGGAGAGGAUUCGCUAUGGAAUGGGGCAACAAGCACAAAGACUUCCCURUGCAUGCAGAGUACUGAAGCCUCAAGAGUGGAACUGGAGCUGAAGAGCUGAAGGACACUGACCUGACACCCACAUUCCUAUACUGUAGUGCCCGUCUUCCUGUCUGUGAAAAACACUGGGGACAUACAGCGAGAAGUCCAGUAGUUGUAUAUAGACUCAACCACUACUUUGACAUUGUUCAUGAGAGYCAGGAAAGUUCAGGAGGCGAACAGAACGUCCACAGAAAAUGUCAGUGUAAUGUAAUAAUUGGGAAAUAGUGCCUUUACUUGUUCAAAGUUGAAACAUGUUGCAUAGUUGUAAGUUUACUUACAUGUUGGAAAGUGCCUUUGAAAGCCCGCUACACGUGCUGUGCGUCUCGUUCUAAUAUGAAAUGAAUCGGUCCUUAGACAGCUCUURAGAGAUAUAUCUCAAACAAUAUGUUAACAUUGACAACUUACACAGUAAAAUGUGACUCAGUCCAGAAUGUCUUGAUGUUCUGCACUUAGAUGUCAUGUAUUURUACAUAUUUGAAACAAGAUUCUAAUCCUGAAAUAUAAACUGCUAUCUGAC
Messenger RNA from Salvelinus sp. IW2-2015, 1776 nucleotides. RefSeq names its product aldo-keto reductase family 1 member B1-like. Gene Ontology annotation, molecular function: aldose reductase (NADPH) activity. The record is from RefSeq and is a predicted model, not a curated record. NCBI's taxonomy places the organism in Eukaryota, Metazoa, Chordata, Actinopteri, Salmoniformes, Salmonidae. Gene Ontology annotation, cellular component: cytosol.